This is a messenger RNA of Drosophila biarmipes, 1850 nucleotides long. RefSeq names its product sorbitol dehydrogenase (gene Sodh2). The record is from RefSeq and is a predicted model, not a curated record. The coding region runs from base 616 to 1824 and encodes 402 amino acids. Gene Ontology annotation, molecular function: zinc ion binding; L-iditol 2-dehydrogenase (NAD+) activity. Gene Ontology annotation, biological process: D-sorbitol catabolic process. The transcript is spliced from 7 exons. NCBI's taxonomy places the organism in Eukaryota, Metazoa, Arthropoda, Insecta, Diptera, Drosophilidae.
UCAAAUAUUUCCUAUAUAUGCCAAAAUUUGAAUGUUUUUGAAUUCGAUAGCCAAAAAAAUAGUCCAAAUAUAACGUCUUAAGAUGUUAUAUCACUCUUAUGCUAAAUUAAAUUCAAAAUUUCUACACGUUAUUAAGGGUUUUAACCUACUUAAAGAAUGUUUUAAAAUUAUAAAAAAUAUUUCGAGUGCACAUAUGUAAUCAAAAAGUCUCGGAGAGGGCGGAGAAUAAUGGGUGGAGAGGGAGCUUUUCGGCACUUUUAUUUUUGCCGGCGAGACGCCCCCACAAAACUCGUAAACAAGCAUCCACAGUCGAGGGGUAAAUACGAACAGCUGUUCUCGGGUCUCCAAAGUAAGUGAGAGAAUAGCAACAAAUUACGGGCGGCAGCAAAUAAAAUAAACUGAAAGGGGCUCGUCUUUCCUAAUCAUAAUCAUAAUAAGCUGGCGAGCUUAAGUGGCACGAACUAUGAUAUUUCGCUAUAUUUAAAGUGGUUUAUAAAGUCAAAUAGCAAGCGGGCUUUACUUUCACUGAUCUGGUCUAUAUAACCUAUUAAACCUGUAUUUCGGUCGCGCAAGCAAACACACUCAUAAAUAGUAAAUUUAAAUAUACCCCUAUAUAUGUGCAAAAAACUGACUGCCAGCGCAGCAUAUCGAACAUGUGGGAUACUGAAUUCAGUUCUAAAUCGGCUUUCGAAGCGAACGGACGUUGUGCGGAAAGUUGUGAAGAGAAGUACCGGGAAAAUCAUGGCCACAGAUAAUUUGACAGCGGUUCUCCACGGCAUCGAGGACCUGCGACUGGAGCAACGCCCCGUUCCGGAAAUCGCCGACGAUGAGGUCCUCCUGGCGAUGGAUAGUGUGGGCAUCUGCGGCUCGGACGUACACUACCUGGCCCACGGACGCAUCGGUGACUUUGUGCUGACCAAGCCCAUGAUCAUUGGCCACGAAGCCGCCGGAGUGGUGGCCAAGCUGGGCAAGAAGGUGACCAACCUGAAGGUGGGCGACCGGGUGGCCAUCGAGCCGGGCGUGCCCUGCCGCUACUGCGACCACUGCAAGCAGGGCCAGUACAACCUCUGCCCGGGAAUGGUCUUCUGCGCCACGCCCCCCUACGAUGGCAACCUGACGAGGUACUACAAACACGCCGCCGACUUCUGCUUCAAGCUGCCCGACCACGUCAGCAUGGAGGAGGGCGCCCUCCUGGAGCCCCUGUCCGUGGGAGUCCAUGCCUGCCGUCGCGCUGGAGUUGGUCUGGGCUCCAAGAUGCUCAUCCUGGGCGCCGGUCCAAUUGGUUUGGUCACGCUGCUGGCCGCCCAAGCCAUGGGCGCCUCGGAGAUCCUCAUCACCGACUUGGUGCAGCACCGCUUGGAUGUGGCCAAGGAGCUGGGCGCCACGCACACGCUGCUCCUGCAGCGGGACCAGUCCGCCGAGGAGACCGUCAAGGUGGUCCACCAGACGAUGAGCGAGGUGCCUGCCAAGGCCAUCGACUGCUGUGGAGCCGAGAGCAGUGCCCGCCUGGCCAUUUUCGCCACUCGCUCCGGCGGCGUGGUGGUGGUCGUGGGCAUGGGUGCUCCAGAGGUCAAGCUGCCGCUGAUCAACGCUUUGGCCCGCGAGAUCGACAUCCGUGGCGUGUUCCGCUACUGCAAUGACUAUGCCGCCGCUCUGGCUUUGGUGGCUUCGGGCAAGGUGAACGUGAAGCGUCUAGUGACGCACCACUUCGACAUCUCGGAGACGGCCGAGGCGUUCGAGACCUCCCGCUGCGGCAAGGGCGGUGCUAUCAAGGUCAUGAUCCAUGUCCAGCCGAGGGACGCCAACAACCCAGUGAAGUUCUAAAUAUACACUCUUAUCUUUAAACCGAA